AUGGCUAUCUCGGACAAGGCCAGAUUGACCAUCUCCCGGUGGACUGACGGAUGGUCGGCGUCCGAUCAGUCAGACUGGGUCAAGUUGCACACUAGUGAUGUGGUGUAUACUGACCACGCUUUCCAAAUCAGUCGAACUGGCCACAAAGGACUCAAAAGCCAUACUGGAAUCUGGAAAAACUCUCUUCCAGACUUUGCUGUUAAGGAAGAACACAUUUGGCUGGAAGAGUCGCUGCCUGACAACAAGAGUCGGCUCGUCUUCAAGACGGUGAACACGGGCAUCUUUGUUAAUGACCUUCCUGGAAUCAAGGCAACUGGGCGGCCUUUUUGGUUCCCAGGCGUGGUUGAACUGAUUGUCCGCAACGAAGAUGGAUUGAUUGAGAAGAUUGAGGAAUGGUACACCUUCAAGUUCCAUAGCUUGGCUUCGAUUGAUGAGUAUGACCACAGGGAUCAGUAG
Messenger RNA from Fusarium keratoplasticum, 456 nucleotides. Its product is annotated as SnoaL-like domain-containing protein. The transcript is spliced from 2 exons. The record is from RefSeq and is a predicted model, not a curated record. NCBI's taxonomy places the organism in Eukaryota, Fungi, Ascomycota, Sordariomycetes, Hypocreales, Nectriaceae. Bases 1 to 456 code for a protein of 151 amino acids.